GGUGUCAAACUUCCGGAUUCGUUCUUAAACCUUGCUUCUCCCCAAAGUUAAGCGAUUGUCUUGCUCAGCGCUGGGUUUGGAUCUCUGACAUGGAGGAAAUGCUGUCAUUCAAGGAUGUGGCCAUUGAUUUCUCUGCAGAGGAGUGGGAAUGCCUGGAGCCUGCUCAGUGGGAUCUGUAUAGGGAUGUGACGCUGGAGAAUUACAGCCACCUCGUGUUCCUGGGUCUUGCUUCCUCUAAGCCAUAUCUGGUCACAUUUCUGGAGCAAAUACAAGAGCCUUCAGAUGUGAAAAGAGGAACGGCCACCUUUGUUCACCCAGGAGAAAAAUGUUAUACAUGUCAAGAAUGUGGCAAAGUCUUUGAGUGGACAAAAGUGUUUCAAAAUCACCAGUUAAUUGACAGAGUGAAUCCCUACAAGUGUAAAGAAUGUGCCAAGUACUUUCAUAUUCCAUCAUUAAAUUCUGAAGAGAACAGAAUUCACACAGGAGAAAAACCUUACAAAUGUGAAGUUUGUGGCAAGGCCUUCCUCAUUCCAUUAUUACUUUCUAAACACAAGAUAAUUCAUACAGGAGAGAAUCCCUACAAGUGUGAUGUAUGUGGCAAGGCCUUCCAACAUCCAUCAAGACUUUCCAGACAUAAGAAGAUUCAUUCAGAAGAGAAACCAUACAAGUGUGAAGUAUGUGGAAAGGCCUUCCACUUUCCAUCAUUACUUUUGGUACACAAGAGAGUUCAUACAGGAGAAAAACCCUACAAGUGUGAAGUAUGUGGCAAGGCCUUCCAUUACCCAUCAAUACUCUCUAAACACAAGCGAGUUCACACAGGAGAGAAACCAUACAAAUGUGAAGUAUGUGGCAAGGCCUUCCACAUUUCAUCAUUUCUUUCUAAACACAAAAUAAUUCAUAGAGGAGAAAAACCCUACAAGUGUGAAGUAUGUGGCAAGGCCUUCCAUUAUCCAUCAAGACUUUCCAACCAUAAGAAAAUUCAUUCAGGAGAGAAACCAUACAAGUGUGAAGUAUGUGGAAAGGCUUUCCGCAUUUUAUCACUACUUUCUAAGCACAAGAUAAUCCAUACAGAAGAGAAUCCUUACAAGUGUGAAGUUUGUGGCAAGGCUUUCGAUUAUCCCUCAAGACUUUCUACCCAUGCAAAAAUGCAUACAGGAGAGAAACCAUACAAGUGUGAAGUAUGUGAAAAGGCUUUCCGUUCUCUGUCAUCACUUUCUAAACACAAGAGAAUUCAUACAGGAGAUAAUUACUAUAACAGUGAAUUAUGUGGCAAUGCUUUCAUUUAUCCUUCAAGACUUUCUAAACAUAAGAAAAUUUGUAGAGGAGAGAAGCCCUACAAGUGUGAAGUAUGUGGCAAGGCCUUCCAUGUUUCAUCACUACUUUCUAAACAUAGGACAAUUCAUACAGGAGAAAAACUCUAUAAGUGUGAAGUAUGUGGGAAGGCUUUUUAUUAUCCUUCAAGACUUUCCAACCAUAAGAAAAUUCAUACAGGAGAGAAACCAUACCAGUGUGAAGUAUGUGGCAAGGCCUUCUGUUUUCCUUCAUCACUAUCUAAACACAAGAGAAUUCACACAGGAGAGAAACCAUACAAGUGUAAAGAGUGUGGGAAGGCCUUCCGCUCUUUGUCCUCACUUUCUAAACACAAGAGAAUUCAUACCGGAGAGAAACCCUACAAGUGUGAAGUAUGUGAUAAGGCCUUCCAUUAUCCAUCAUUACUUUCUAAACACAAGAUAAUUCAUACAGAAGAAAAACCCUACAAGUGUGACAUAUGUGACCAGGCGUUCCAUGUUCCAUCAAAACUUUCUCAUCACAAGAUAAUUCAUACAGGAGAAAAACCUUACAAAUGUGAAGUUUGUGGCAAGGCCUUCUGCAUUCCAUUAUUACUUUCUAAACACAAGAUAAUUCAUACGGGAGAGAAUCACUAUAACAGUCAAGUAUGUAGCAAAGCCUUCAUUUAUCCUUCAAGACUUUCUAAGCAUAAAAAAAUUCGUACAAAAGAGAAACCAUACAAGUGUGAAGUGUGUGGAAAGGCCUUCCGCUUUCCAUCAUUACUAUUAAUACACAAGGGAAUGCAUACUGGAGAAAAACCCUACAAGUGUGAAGAUUGUGGGAAGGCCUUCCAUUAUCCAUCACUACUUUCUAAACACAAGAGAAUUCAUACAGGGGAAAAACCGUACCAGUGUGAAGUGUGUGGCAAGGACUUCCAUGUUUCAUCAUCACUAUCUAAACACAGGAUAAUUCAUACAGGAGAGAAGCCAUACAAGUGUGAAGUAUGUGGGAAGACCUUCCGCUUUUCAUCAUCACUAUCUAAACACAAGAGAAAUCAUACAGGAAAGAAACCCUACAAGUGUGAAGAAUGUGGCAAGGCCUUCCAUUUUCCAUCAAUACUUUUGAAACACAAGAUAAGUCAUACUGGAGAGAAACCCUACAGUUGUGACUUAUGUGGCAAGGCCUUCCAUUAUGCAUCACUACUUUCUAAACAUAAGAUGAUUCACACAGGAGAAAAACCCCACAAGUGUGAUGUAUGUGGCAAGGCCUUCCAUUAUCCUUCAAAACUUUCCAACCAUAAGAAAAUUCAUACAGGAGAGAAACCCUACAAGUGUGAAGUAUGUGGGAAUGUCUUCUGCUUUGCAUCGUCACUUUCUAAACACAAGAGAAUUCACACAGGAGAAAAUCCAUACAAGUGUGAAGUAUGUGGCAAGGCCUUCUAUUAUCCAUCAUUACUUUCUAAACACAAGAUAAUUCAUACAGGAGAGAAACCCUACAAGUGUGAAGUAUGUGGCAAGGCCUUCCAUUAUCCAUCAUUACUUUCUAAACACAAGGUAAUUCAUACAGGAAAAAAACCCUACAAGUGUGAAGUAUGUGGCAAGGCCUUCCAUUAUCCAUCACGACUUUCCAAGCAUAAGAAAAUUCAUGGGUCUGGAGACAUGGCUCAGCAGUUAAGAGAACUGGCUGCACUUUCAAUUGUGCUGUCCUGAGUUCAAUUCCCAGCAACCACAUGGUGACUCACAACCAUGUAUGAUGGAAUCUGUUUCCCUAUUCUGGUAUGCAAGUGUAGAUGCAGGUAGAGCACUCAUAUGCAUAAAAUAAAUAAGUUAUUUAAAAAAUUGAUGGUAUGUUGCCUGGUGCC
Mus pahari (shrew mouse) is the source of this 3130-nucleotide messenger RNA. Its product is annotated as zinc finger protein 728-like. Bases 90 to 2978 code for a protein of 962 amino acids. Gene Ontology annotation, biological process: regulation of transcription by RNA polymerase II. NCBI's taxonomy places the organism in Eukaryota, Metazoa, Chordata, Mammalia, Rodentia, Muridae. Gene Ontology annotation, molecular function: DNA-binding transcription factor activity, RNA polymerase II-specific; RNA polymerase II cis-regulatory region sequence-specific DNA binding. The transcript is spliced from 4 exons. The record is from RefSeq and is a predicted model, not a curated record.